Molecule: messenger RNA, 927 nt
Organism: Recurvomyces mirabilis
Lineage: Eukaryota; Fungi; Ascomycota; Dothideomycetes; Mycosphaerellales; Teratosphaeriaceae
Exons: 2
Coding region: 1-927 (308 amino acids)
Source: RefSeq, a predicted model, not a curated record
AUGUGCCAACCCGACUUCCCUGAACCGGAUGCCUACGACCACAACCCUCAAAUUCCAGCGCAUUUCACAGACACCCCAGAACUCACACCCUUAAUCUCCGACCACAAUUUCUAUCAAGUCGACCUAGCCGUCCGGAACAAACUCGACCGUCUAUACCAAAAACACAGAAUAGCAAGAUGCAGCCACAUCGGCCUCUUCUAUGCCGGCACCGAGAUCUGGCUCGCUUACCCUGAUCGCGACCGGACGCUUGUACUCGUGCUUGAGAUGAUGGGGAUAGAUAUCCAGGAGGGAAAGUGGAGGUUGAUUGAUACUUCGGUUAGGGACAUGAUGAAGAGUGCCUACACUCCGACCUCACCGCUGUUGCGGAAUGCGACGCUAGGUCAGGAUUUAGAGAUGGAUUUAGAGAUGGAUGUGUACGGUGGAAUCAAUUCCUGGCAGACUCGUAGUCAGGCUGCAAGUACAGCUGUUGGAGGUGAAAUUAGUGUACCAGCUCGGUCCUCAUGGACCGGUCGCUCUUUCCAGGAUCUCUCGCCUGGCGAAGUGGUGCAUACGUUGCAGCGAUUCGGUAUCCCAAUUGAAGACCGUGAGAGGCAGGAGCUGGGUCGAGGAUGGGCCGCCGCUGCCACUGCUCUCUCCGAGGAGGCUCGGGGUGAAAGCGAGGAGCAAGGCACAGCGCAUCCGCCGCGCGCAUCCUUUUGGCAGAUAAUGGAGGAUGGAGCGAGAGCGCGCAGGCUUGAGAGGAACAGGCUUGCUGAUCUACAGGAUGUGAGAGGCGAAGGAAGAGGCGUGAUGGUUGCGCACGAGGCUGAUCGAGCGAGGUCUGCUGGACAGGGUUUGAGUCGGUUGGCCGGUACACAAGGAAGGCCUGGGAGUACUCGUGAUGAACAUAGGGCGAGGACGAGACUGGGCCGAUUAAGGCUGGCAUGA